Molecule: messenger RNA, 3511 nt
Organism: Gossypium arboreum
Lineage: Eukaryota; Viridiplantae; Streptophyta; Magnoliopsida; Malvales; Malvaceae
Product: protein ADP-ribosyltransferase PARP3
Exons: 18
Coding region: 730-3279 (849 amino acids)
Molecular function (GO): zinc ion binding; NAD+ poly-ADP-ribosyltransferase activity
Source: RefSeq, a predicted model, not a curated record
GUUGUAGUUCAGCGUAGAAAUCUAAUAUCGAGGGCCCCCAAGUUCAUUGGAACCACCAAAGUUUUCCAUUGUAUCUAAUUCUGUUUAGUUACAAGUCUGCAAAAUCAAUGGCUUCAUAUUCAUUAUAUUGCAGAACUAAGGAGAGUUCAAUAAACACAAUUCCAAGAAAAUUUGUUUUCCUAUAUAUGUUGAAUUUUAAUUAUUUGGGACAUAAAUCUGAGGCCUCUUUUAUGUCUGUAUCCAUAUUGCAGGUUAAGAAUGAAUCAGGUAAGAAGGUUGAAACCUAGAUGUAGCAUUUUGGGUCUCCCAGCUCUCAAAUUCCAGGUGUCAGUCCAGGAAGAUUAGGAGGUGCCAAGUAGUACAAGGCAAAAAACAUUGGAUCUGAAACGAUUAGACUGUAUACGUCAGUUAUUGCAUGUAAUAAAGAGAAUGAAGCAAAAGCCAGAAAGUACUUGUUGAAUCAUGUAAAGAUUAGAGUAUUGGACUACCACCUGUCGACGGUUUAGGCUGUGAAAAAUACCCAUUUAGACACGUGGCUUGAUAUCCUUUGCAUGAAAACAGAUGUUUUGUUCUGGGGAAGACAGAACAUCUUAGAGACUUGCAAGAAUUCCAUGAAAACCCAUACAGGCUGCCGUUGCUAAGCCUCUAGUUUCUUUCACAUUUGAAUCUUCACUCGUCUUUGUUUAGAAUCUGUAGCUUUGGUAUUGAGGGUAAAAAGGAAGGAAAAUCAUGAAGCUUCAUGAAAAGAGGUCUCAUUCUCAUGCACACGGAACUGGUGAUGAAGAGAAAAUCAUGACAAGAAAGCAGAAAGCAGACCAGUUGAAAAGCAAUGAAGGAAAUGAAUCUCCAAAGAAACCCAAGGUGGAGGCUGAUAAUGAUCAACAUAAUGGAAAAGCUACAACUGAGGUGGCUAAAGAGUUUGAGGAGUUUUGUAAAUCUGUGAGGGAGCACUUAUCUGUUGCACAAAUGAGGGAAAUCCUUGAAGCUAAUGGCCAGGAUUCAUCUGGUUCUGAUGCUUCUGUUGUCAUCAAAUGCCUCGAUAUGCUGUUCUAUGGACCAUUGGAGAAGUGCCAAAUCUGCAAUGGGGAUUUGGAGUUUGAUGGCAACCGCUAUUCAUGCAAGGGAACUUACAGUGAGUGGUCCUCUUGUGUAUACAAAACAAGAAGUCCAGCAAGGAAGCAAGAACCAUUCAAAUUGCCUGAUUCUGUCCUGAAUUCACCUGUUGCUGGAUUGGUAAAGAAGUACGAGGAUCCAAAACUCCGGCCUCACCGAUAUGUAGGGGUCACUGACAAACCUUUCUUGGGAAUGAUGAUUUCCCUGAUGGGCCGGCUUAGUCGCACACAUCAAUACUGGAAAACCAAGAUAGAGAAACAUGGAGGGACAGUCUCCAACUCAGUCAUUGGUAGUUGUUUACAUCAUUGCAGAGUUUCAGAUCUUAUGGUUCCUUCUCUUGUUCUCUUGUUUAUUGCUUUGAUAAAAUGCUUUUGUAAAACUCUGGGGGCAGGUGUAACUUGCUUGGUUGCUUCUCCUGCUGAACGAGAGCGUGGGGGCUCAUCCAAACUGGUAGAAGCAAUGGAAAGAGGGGUACGAGUGGUGAGUGAAGCUUGGUUACUUGACAGCAUUGAGAAGCAAGAAGCACAGCCAUUAGAAGCUUAUGACAUAGUUACAGAUCUUGCUGUUGAUGGCAAAGGAAUUCCAUGGGAUAAACAAGUUCCUGAAGAACAUGCAAUCGAAUCACUUUCAGCUGAACUCAAGUUGUAUGGAAAAAGAGGAGUCUACAAGGAUACCAGAUUGCAAGAGCAAGGUGGCCAAAUAUUUGAGGAAGAUGGGAUAUUAUACAACUGUGUCUUUUCGCUUUGCGACCAAGGAGGAGCCAUUAAUGAGUAUUGCAUUAUGCAACUGGUCAAAGUACCAGAUAGUAACCUCCACUUGUACUACAAGAAAGGGAGAGUAGGGGAUGAUCCUAAUGCCCAGGAGCGGCUCGAGGAAUGGAAGGACGUAGUUGGUGCUGUGAAGGAGUUUGUUAGGCUGUUUGAGGAAGUAACAGGAAACGAAUUUGAGCCAUGGGAAAGGGAGAAGAAGUUUCAGAAGAAGCCACUGAAAUUUUAUCCCAUAGACAUGGAUGAUGGGGUUGAUGUGAGAUGUGGAGGACUUGGCCUGAGACAGCUAGGUGUUGCAGCAGCACAUUGUAAACUUGAACCGAUGGUUGCGAACUUCAUGAAGGUUCUUUGCAGUCAGGAGAUUUACAAGUAUGCGCUGAUGGAGAUGGAUUUAGAUGCCCCUGAUUUACCAAUGGGGAUGCUCUCUAAUGUUCAUUUGGAAAGAUGUGAAGAGGUUCUACAAGAGUUUAUAGAAAAAGUGAAAUCAAUGAAAGAAUCUGGACCUAAAGCAGAGGCAGUUUGGUCAGACUUUAGCCAAAGAUGGUUCACUCUGAUGCAUUCUUCCAGGCCCUUCAUCUUCAGGGACUAUCAAGAGCUUGCAGAUCAUGCUGCAGCAUCAUUCGAGUGUGUUCGAGACAUUGUUGUGGCAUCCCAUAUGAUUGGACAUAUGGGUGAUGAUACUCUUGAUGACCCAUUGUCUGAUAGAUACAAGAAAAUAGGAUGCUCAAUUUCUCCACUGGAUAAAGAUUCCGAGGACUACAAGAUGAUCCUCAAUUAUGUGGAAAAAACUUAUGAACCUGUCAAGCUUGCAGACAUUGAAUAUGGGAUCUCAGUUGAGAACAUCUUCAAUGUGGAAACUAAGGAAGGCCCCUCGUUUGAUGAAGUAAAAAAGCUGCCAAACAAGAGACUCCUGUGGUGCGGUACUCGGAGCUCGAACCUGUUAAGGCAUUUGCAUAAAGGCUUCCUGCCAGCAAGCUGUUCUCUACCAGUUCCAGGAUAUAUGUUCGGGAAGGGCAUAGUUUGUUCUGAUGCUGCAGCAGAAGCUGCCAGGUAUGGCUUCACUGCUGUAGACAGGCCUGAAGGGUUCUUGGUUCUCGCUGUGUUUUCACAAGGUGAAGAAAUUAUGGAGCUCAAGAACCCACCGGAGGAUACUAAGCCAUUGGAAGAGAAGAAAGUGUGUGUGAAGGGACUGGGGAGAAAGAAACCAGAUGAAUCAGAAUAUAUAGAUUGGAAAGAUGAUAUCAAAGUCCCUUGUGGCCGUUUGAUCCCCUCAGAACACCAGGAUAGCCCUCUCGAGUAUAAUGAAUACACAGUCUAUGAUCCCAAACAGGUGAGCAUGAGGUUCUUGGUCGGAGUGAAGUUUGAAGAGAAGGAUACAGUGAUGGACGCCCAGGAUUGAAGGAGGGGAAUUCGAGAUAGGGUUUUCUGAUCGUUUUUGUAUAGUUUCACUGGACUUUUGGAAUAUGGGAUGGUGGGGAAGAUGGUUGUUAAAGUAUGGGGGGACGUGGUCAUGUAAAGGGAUGUUCAUGUCUUUUGUUGUACAUAAUCAUCUCAAACAUCUCUGAUGAUAAGAGGCAGAUAAAGAUACAGUAAAAACUUCCCCUAUAUUUGAAUCUGUUUUCACAGUUAAA